UUUUUGAGGGAUUGGCGAGUGUGAUAUAAGAGUGUUAAGAGGUUUUGCAUCUUCUUAAAAGAUGGUAUUGUGUUAUAGCUUUCGCAGAACCAUAUAACCUGACGUGGUUUCAUCAGUUUCAUUCUGAGUUUUGGCUCAUUGUAAAUGAGCAAGUGACCAUGAGGUGUCAACAUAGUGAGUCAGUUACCACAUAUAUUGAUCAAGUGAGCACAUAUUGAGACCACAUUUACCGCAUAAUGGAUCCCGUCACUUCUCGAUCAGCAAAAAAGAUGAAAUCCACAAUGGGGGACCAGCCCAAGAUUAUGGUGUUUCGGCCAACUUGGGACGAGUUCAAGGACUUCACCUCGUAUAUAUCAUAUAUAGAGUCUCAAGGAGCCAACAAAGCAGGUUUAGCAAAGAUCAUCCCGCCGCCCGAGUGGUGCCCCCGCAAGAGCGGCUAUGACUUGGACUCCUUGGACCUUACAAUACCGGCCCCCAUUUGUCAAGUGGUGACUGGGAAACAGGGGCUGUACCAGCAGAUAAAUAUUCAAAAGAAACCUAUGACUGUUAAGGAGUUUAAUAAAUUGGCAAAUAGCGAUAGGUAUCGAACACCCAAACACUCAUCGUACGAAGAUUUGGAACGAAAGUACUGGAAAAAUAUCACCUAUGUUUCCCCUAUAUAUGGAGCUGAUGUUUCGGGCAGCAUUACAGAUCCAGACGUUAAGGAAUGGAAUAUUAACAGCUUGGGUUCUAUUUUGGAUUAUGUUAAUGAAGACUAUGGUAUUAGCAUUGAUGGAGUUAACACUGCCUACCUCUACUUUGGCAUGUGGAAAACCACAUUUGCCUGGCAUACAGAAGACAUGGAUUUGUACAGUAUUAAUUAUCUUCACUUCGGAGAUCCGAAGACAUGGUAUUCCAUACCACCAGAACAUGGACGUAGACUGGAACGGUUGGCCAAUGGAUUCUUUCCAAACUCCUUCAAGGCAUGUCCGGCAUACCUCCGCCACAAGAUGUCUCUUAUGUCACCACAGAUUCUCAAACAGUAUUCCAUCCCAUUUGACAAGAUCACACAGGAGGCAGGAGACAUCAUGAUAACUUUCCCCUAUGGCUACCAUGCAGGAUUUAAUCAUGGCUUCAACUGUGCCGAGUCAACUAACUUUGCCAUGCCUCGUUGGGUUGAAUAUGGCAAGCGGGCCACCCAGUGUCAGUGCCGUGGGGACAUGGUAAAGAUCUCAAUGGAUACAUUUGUGAAGAGGUUUCAGCCAGAGCGGUACGAACUCUGGCUGGCUGGCAAGGACAUAGGCCCACAUCCAGAAGACCCAACGCGUUCCUCUGCUGCUGCCCAGCCCUCCAUAAAUGAUGUGCUUUGCAACAAAAAGAAUGUCACUCCAUCCCCAUUGAUUGAACAGUUGCUAAAGCAGUCGCCCAAGAAAAAGAAGCUCAAGCGUCAUCCAAUCCACCAAAACAAGAACGAAGACGAGUUGAUUUUCCACGAUGAGGAGGUGGACGAGGAACUUUCACAGGUUUUGGAUGAUAUCUAUGCCAAAGCUGGAGAGUCAUAUUCUGCCACGGCAGAUCCAGAAUUUUCAACAGAAAAGGUCUGCUACUCUAGUACCACUGGAGCGUUUUCAAAGAAAAAGAGGAAAAUUGAUGGUGAAAAGGGAGGCAUUCCAUCAGCUAUGGCUGGACCAGAUGGUCUUCCAAUAAAGAUGGAGGAAUAUGGGGAAAAUAGAGAUAAAACGACUGGUCUACAACAUGAAUUGGGUCAGGUACUAUCUGAUAUUGAAGGUUUCAUGGAUGUGAAGUCAAGAGGUAUAAUAAGACCCAUGAGAGGUGGAAAUGCAAGAUCUAGGGCAAGAGGAUCAAGAACAAAUGCUAUGAAACCUCAGAGAAUGAAUUUUGCUAAAUAUAUAAAAAAUCAAAUUGGAGGAUAUGGAAAUAUGAAUAAUCAAAGGUUCAAGUCAACAUACCCAGAACCACCGGAAGAUCUGUACGAGAAAUUACGUUUGGCUGGAACAACUAUCACAAGACCGGUUAUUGCGAAUAAUUCUACUUCACCUCGAAAGAUGGGAAAUCAGAAUCCUGGGUUCCAAGUAAAACGUGAAGGUAAUGUUCAGAAUCUCGCCCAUCAAUCUGCUAUGCCCAGUACCUCGGGAAUAAUGCGAAUGAAUGCAGCACCACGCCCAGAGGUGUUUGCAAGAAAAUUUUUACCCCAAUCCACAUCUGUUGUUGUGCAUUAUAAACCCCGUGCCAAUGCAAGAGGUCGUCCAGUAAAGCCCAAAAUUCCCAUUCAGAGAAUUCCAAUUAAAAAUAUUCCCCCAAACAUGCUUGCAAGAACUAACAUUCCAAAUUUCUCUGCACAAGGAAGUGCUCACAGAUCUUCAUUCUCUGGCUUCACAAGUCCUGGAGGUCAUAAACAAUUUCCUAUCAAUACUGGAAAAGGAAUGCUGAGUCCAAGGAAGAUCCAGCAGAAUGUCUCGUCUACAAAUCCAGGAGAAAUUGUGUGUACCCCAGAUGUACUCGGAUUGCUUGAAUCUGUCAAAGAGGCUGAAAAAAGGGCAGAGAAAUCAGCGCUGUCUUCUCAGAUUGGUGGAAAACCAAAGGUUCCUGAAGGAGUAUUUGAAAUGUCAGAGAGUUUAUCACGACAAUAUCAGUCACAAACUCCAAUGCAGCAACAUUCUCAGACCUCUGGUCUUGUACAGUCACAGAAGCUUGAUAACACAGUUAUAACGACUCCAGGUAUGCAGGCAUCACCAUCCAUAAAUGGAUCUGUAAAUACCGAAGGGCAAGGUCUAAACUCAGAGUAUCAGCAGAAUAUGACACCUAAAGUGGAACAAAACUUGCAAGCACCAACUGAAGGUAACUUGAAGCCAGAGGAGAAAGAAAUUUCAAGUCCCUUAGAAAACCUAACACACAAACCCUUGGAAGAACAAGUGCAGCAAUUUACCAAACAAGAUUCUGCAAACUAUAGGGAAAUGCUUCAGACUUGUGUAGAGACUAAUUCUCCAGAAGAAAAAACACAUGCAUCUAUGGGACAAAGCGAGGAAGUCUCUGUAGGGAUGAAGGCUCAUGCAUUGAAUUCAAAUGGUGAACAUUUAGUGCCUCUGGCACAUAACACGCCAUCUUCACCUGAAUCAAAUCAGUUGCAUAUGCCACUUGCAUUGCAGACUCAGGCACAAACAUCCCUGCAGCACCAUGAAUUAACACACCAGGUACCACUUCCUUUCCAGACUCAAACUACAACACCCAUGCACACCCAGGCUUCAGAACUACCUACUUACACGCAAACCUUGGACCCUAGUCAUACUCGGGCAUCGGAGCAUCCUUUUGACAGACAGGCAUCCGAACAUCCUAUUUACUCUCAGGCAUCAGAACCUCCUGUUCACACACAGGAAUCAGAGCAUCCUGUUCACACUCAGGCAUCAGAGCAUCCUAUUUACACCGAGGCAUCAGAUCGUCCCAUACACACCCAGGCAUCAGAGCAUCCUGUUCACACUCAGGCAUCAGAGCACCCUGUUCAUACGCAUUCAUCAGAGCAUCCUGUUCACACCCAAGCAUUGGAGCAUCCUAUUUACACUGAACCAUCGGAGCAUCCUGUUCACACCCAGGCAUCAGACCAUCCCAUUUACACCCAGGCAUCAGAGCAUCCUGUUCACACCCAGGCAUUGGAGCAUCCUGUUCAUACCCAAGCAUUGGAGCAUCCUGUUCACACCCAGGCAUUGGAGCAUCCUGUCCACAUACAGUCAUCAGAGCACCCUGUUCACACCCAGGCAUCAGAACAUCCUAUUCACAUUCAAUCAUCGGAGCAUCCUGUUCUCACCCAGGCAUCAGAACGUCCUAUACACAUUCAAUCACCGGAGCAUUCUGUUCACACUCAUCCUGUUCACACUCAGGCAUCUGAGCAUCCUGUUCACACUCGGGCAUCGGAGCAUCCUGUUCACACCCAGGAAUCUGAACAUCCUGUUCAUACCCGGGCAUCUGAGCAUCCUGUUCACUCCCGGGCAUCUGAGCAUCCUAUUCACUCCCGGGUAUCAGAGCAUCCUAUUCACUCCCGGGCAUCAGAGCAUCCUGUUCACACCCGGGCAUCAGAGCAUCCUGUUCACACCCAAGCAUCAGAGCAUCCUAUCUACACCCAGCCAUCAGUUUCCGUACAUUCAGUCAUGACCACGCACGAGUCAAUGCCUGAACAUUCACAAGCACAGUCAGGCCUGCAAACUACAGUGCAUUCAACCUCAGAAGCAGCACAUCCUCUAUUACCCAUGCAAACAUCACCCUUCACAAUGUCUUUGCAGAUGCAACCUCCAUCAGUGCAUGGCCCAUCACUGAACCCCAUGUCCCUGUCACACAUCCAUUCUCAGAUGCUUUCCUCCAUUCACACAGCCUCGUUGCCCCCUGUACAUCCUCAGCUGUUAACCCCAAUGCCUGCACACACACUUGCAUCCAUGAAUUCACAGUUACAUCCCUCCAUUCACAUGCCUCAUCUGUCAGCACCAAUGCACAUGCAUCUUCAGACACCACCACAUUCAUCGCACCCGGUACCGGCACAGAUCCCAUUCAUUUCACCCAGUGAUAUUUCAAAGGCAGCAUUACAGCGGUUUUCACACAGCCCAGAUUCACAAGCAGUGUCCAGAUAGAAGAUUUCACCUUCCAAUCAAAACCGUACAAAUGGAUAUUAGUCUUAGAUAUUGUUUGAGCUAGAUAAGUGUAUAGAAUAAAUAACUGUGAAUGUCCAAUGUAAGAAAAUAUUUUGCAUAUUUUUUUUUCCAGGUUAGGUCUUCAGUUUUAGUAUGCUUUUCUAGUAUUCAAUGAAUAAGCUAGAAAAAUACUAGAAAUCCAAAUUUAUGGAUUGGAUGUAAAAUUUUCUUCUAUUUCUUUGCAGGAGAUUAAAUCUAGCUAUUAGCAGGUUAUGCAUAAUAGCCAAAGUGCGUGCUACCUCAGUGCAUGAUUUGUUUUUAGCUGAGCUAUUAUACAGUACAUUUCACUUUUUAACAUGCAAGUAAAAAUGACGGCAGUAUGUGACGUCGAUGAAAGUUAUGUAGAAUAAAGCACUGGUGGAAUGGGAGCUAAAAUGCUAAAAUUUAUACAGUAUUAACAUUUUUAGUCCUGAUCUAGCUUAUUUGUUUUGUGUUUAGAAUUGUGUGAAUAUAAGCUUAGUGUAUUCUGAAAUAAUAGGAUGACUAGUUUUACACUUCAGAAUUUUUUUUUAAUUUAAGAAAACAAAUUGUAUUAUUACUUGAGAAAGACGAAUAAUUUCCAACAGUCUUAAUCUGAUCUCAUGACUAAAAAUAGGUAUAAAACUUCUUAUCUGGUAAUGUCUUCAUUACUGUUAUAACUCAUGUUUUGUGAAGACAUUGAGUUGUGGGAAUUACUGUAGGUUUAUAUUGUUGGUUUUUAGAUAAUUUGCUGUUGAAUAUGUAAUUCAUUCACUUCAGUAAUUCACAUUUUGCAGAUAAAAUAUAUCUUGUGAAGUGGUUGAUAUGUUCCAUCCUUGACUUGUAAAAUAUAAUAGAUUUUGAGAUUGCUUUGACAUUCACAGUUUCAUCAUAAAAAGUUGUAUGGAGUAUUAUGGAUUGUCACUCUGCCCAUUUUGCUGUUUUGUACCCAUCUAAAUGUACCUGUAAAUCUCCAUUUAUUCUCGCAUCAUUAUUUUUUCAUAUUUUGCUGUUUUCUUGGCACUUUGUGCUUAGUCUGUUAUAUUUAUUUUUUUUACUAGUUCGUUAAACACAGUAACAUACUUUUUAAAAGUUGUGUUUAAGGUUUUCUUGAGAGUUACUGUGAUACUGGGUGAGGGAUUCAAUUGUAAUUAAAAUUGUUUCUGCUACCUAUGCAGUAGCGAGAGCAACUUGUAGAAAUAUUAAAUGUUUCUGUUGCUUUGGAGUAAUUUUAAGACAUUGAUGUAGAGCAAUGGUCAGUGAUGUUACAAAUUUGUGAAGCUCUAUAUGGUGGAGGGUACUCAGUGGCCACUCGUGGAAGGAGCCCAGUAGCCACUCCUGGAGGGAACCCAGUGGCCACUCCUGGAGGGAACCCAGUGGCCACUCCUGGAGGGAACCCAGUGGCCACUCCUGGAGGGAACCCAGUGGCCACUCCUGGAGGGAACCCAGUGGCCACUCCUGGAGGGAACCCAGUGGCCACUCCUGGAGGGAACCCAGUGGCCACUCCUGGAGGGAACCCAGUGGCCACUCCUGGAGGGAACCCAGUGGCCACUCCUGGAGGGGACCCAGUGGCCACUCCUGGAGGGAACCCAGUGGCCACUCCUGGAGGGAACCCAGUGGCCACUCCUGGAGGGAACCCAGUGGCCACUCCUGGAGGGAACCCAGUGGCCACUCCUGGAGGGAACCCAGUGGCCACUCCUGGAGGGAACCCAGUGGCCACUCCUGGAGGGAACCCAGUGGCCACUCCUGGAGGGAACCCAGUGGCCACUCCUGGAGGGAACCCAGUGGCCACUCCUGGAGGGAACCCAGUGGCCACUCCUCGAGGGAACCCAGUGGCCACUCCUGGAGGGAACCCAGUGGCCACUCCUGGAGGGAACCCAGUGGCCACUCCUGGAGGGGACCCAGUGGCCACUCCUGGAGGGGACCCAGUGGCCACUCCUGGAGGGGACCCAGUGGCCACUCCUGGAGGGAACCCAGUGGCCACUCCUGGAGGGAACCCAGUGGCCACUCCUGGAGGGAACCCAGUGGCCACUCCUGGAGGGAUCUCGAUUGCUGGACCUUGAUAACCUGAGAGGCACAAGAUUAGAUAUGUGAUGAACCUAUGGCAGCCAGUCUCACAGCAACAGAUUCUUUGUAACUCAUCACUCUUUAACUUAUUUGUUUUGUUUCGAAGACUGCUGGUAUCUAUUUGAUUAAAUAAAGUUCUAUAGGUAGAAUAUUCUGUAAAUUAAACUUUUACCUGCACUGCUAUGGAGAUGGUAUUGAGAGAAUGACCUUGGGCUGAAUUAAGAUAUUUUCUCGACUAAGGUGAAUGUUCCUCCUAUUUGCUUGCGUUUUCCUUGUCCCUCGUAAAGUUAAAUAAGAAGUAAGGAGGGAUGCAACUUUUAAGUACUUUGCCGUGUGAAAAAAUAUGUAGUAAAGAUAUCUUGUCUUGGUCAUCCUUGGUCAGUGUUUUCUCUGUAAUAAAGAUGAUGAAAUAUAAUGCACCUCGUGAGUGUAAGUCAAGUGCAUUGCAUGUUUUUGGUACUUUCAUUAUACAAGAGUUCUCAUUAUCAUAAAAUCAUGUUAGAUACGAACACGAUCACUGAAAUCACAUUUGUCCUACACUCACUCAGUGUCUUAGGCUAGUGAAUGUAAUUUAUUGUGUCGACAGACUGCAGAAAAAUCACCAUACCCACAAUCCUGUAUAUAGUGAAAAUUGUCACAUUAUUUCAUUAAAGAGAUAAUCCAUUUUA
Molecule: messenger RNA, 7366 nt
Organism: Procambarus clarkii (red swamp crayfish)
Lineage: Eukaryota; Metazoa; Arthropoda; Malacostraca; Decapoda; Cambaridae
Biological process (GO): chromatin remodeling; regulation of gene expression
Cellular component (GO): nucleus; chromatin
Molecular function (GO): histone H3K9 demethylase activity
Source: RefSeq, a predicted model, not a curated record